Messenger RNA from Oikopleura dioica, 570 nucleotides. The record is from the annotation of a GenBank genome assembly. Lineage: Eukaryota; Metazoa; Chordata; Appendicularia; Copelata; Oikopleuridae.
AUGAAAGACAUUGCAAUCGUCAAAUUCACUCGAGUCCUAGGCCAUCCUGACUUUCAACUGAGGAUGAUUUCCGACAAAGGCAAGUAUGAAGUCCACCUCUCCUGCGGUUAUUCAUUUCCAAAGCAGCUCGCCGGCCCUGACCACACUGAAUGCCUAUUUUGGCUAUCCUACAUUUACGGCGGAGAAUCAAUCAAGCUGGAAGACUCCUACUGGACAGAUUUCGACGUUGGCCCAACUCCUCAUGUGUUUUGCGAGAAAGACGAGCAUCAACUCACUCGGAUCGACGAGCUCGUCAACGUAAGAAGAAUGGUGAUGCUGCAACGACCAAAUGACACCCCUUUUACUAUUGGCACGGACACAGCUACGAAGGUGAUGUACAAGCUUUUCUUCAGUGGUCCUCAUGUUACAAUUCGCAACGCCUACUGUCAUGUUCUUCUCACUCCAAUCAAUGAAGAUGUCUUUACUUUUGACUUGGAAAAAGCGGAGGCGAUGGUCGAAAGUCGACGAUCAUCCAACGAAUUGCUAAAAAGGAUGAAUGCAGAGCAAGAAGACGAUUGUAACGACGAAUAA